Messenger RNA from Rhagoletis pomonella (apple maggot), 3290 nucleotides. Its product is annotated as neurexin-3-like. The record is from RefSeq and is a predicted model, not a curated record. Bases 429 to 3290 code for a protein of 953 amino acids. The transcript has 6 exons. NCBI's taxonomy places the organism in Eukaryota, Metazoa, Arthropoda, Insecta, Diptera, Tephritidae.
UACAGCUAUACUCGUAUACGUAAUUAUCAGAUUAAUACUCGAACUAUUACUAUUACUAUGCAACUUACUUUAUUGCCUUUCACUGAGUGAAUUAUUGGUUAAAGCCACUUUUAAUCGUGAUAUAUACAAACAAAUACAUACAUAUACCUAACCAUGCUUCUUGUAAUUUAAUGAUAUUAUAAAUAUGUUGUGAUUUGAGGAGCUGUGACAUACAUACAUAUGUAGUAGCGCGUCCGUCCUCUUAUCUGCAACACGCACAUACUUAUAUUACAUACUUUCGUAAAUACAUAUGUAUGUAUGUAGUAUGUUGUAUUUGCCUAAUAAUAUAUAUUUUAAUUUGACUAACGAGUAUUCAUACUAACUAAUUAUGCUGUAGCUGAAUUAGGUGUGCGUUGCAUGUGUGAUUUAGUAUUUUAUCUAGCGUAAAUAUGUAUAUUCCGACAGCGGAGACUAUACUCGGCCGCCACAGUACCAUUGAGAUACGUUCCAUUCACUUGGGUGGAAUGUUCCAUGCCGAGGAGGAAAUUCAAAUGACAUCGACAAUGCCCAAUUUUAUUGGCCAACUACAAGGAUUCAUUUUCAAUGGGCUAAGAUAUAUUGAUAUUGUUAAGAAUUUGGGCCCGGAGUUGUCGGCACUGCCGAGCGCCACUUUCAAGCUGACGGCGCGUUUUGUUAACUCACCACCCGGUAAUCCCUAUCAUGCUGCCACCUUUCGCUCCAAGCACUCCUAUGUAGGCUUACCGAUGCUCAAAGCAUAUUCAAGCGUCUCAGUGGAUUUCCGUUUCAAAACCGUUGAACCCAAUGGAUUGGUGCUCUUCAAUGACGGGCGUCGCAAUGAUUUCAUUGCUUUGGAGUUGGUCAAUGGACAUAUUCAUUAUACCUUCGACAUUGGCGACGGUCCAAUAACAAUGCGUGACAAAUCGCGCAUACACAUGAAUGACAAUCGUUGGCAUCAAGUGAGCAUAAGGCGGCCGGGGCCGAAAACGCAUACGCUCACCGUUGACGAUUCCUUUGAGAUAGUGACUUUGACCGGCAAUAGCAUGCAUUUGGAGCUUUCGGGUAUACUGUACAUAGGUGGCGUUUUUAAGGACAUGUACGCCAAACUGCCAGCGUCCAUCUCGUCGCGUUCCGGCUUUGAAGGUUGUUUGGCUUCAUUGGAUUUGGGCGACACAUCACCCACACUGACCAGCGAUGCAGUGGUGCCCAGCUCGUUGGUGGUGACGGGCUGUGAAGGACCAACCAAGUGUAGCCAGAAUGCAUGCGCCAAUCGUGGCGUUUGCGUACAACAAUGGAAUGCCUAUGUCUGUGAGUGCGACAUGACUUCAUACACCGGCCCGACGUGUUACGAUGAAUCGAUUGCCUAUGAAUUUGGCAACAACAAGGGUAUAAUUCAAUAUUCAUAUCCGGAGAAUAUGCAAGCCGAUACGGAGGAGGACAAUUUGGCGUUGGGUUUCAUAACAACAAAAUCAGAUGCAGUUAUUCUGCGAGUUGAGAGCGCAACGACUCAGGAUUACAUGGAACUCGAGAUAGUUGAAGGCAACAUUUUUAUGGUUUACAAUAUUGGUACACGCGAUCUGCCAUUGGGCGAAAUUGGUACAAAAGUGAAUGAUAACACUUACCAUGUGGUACGUUUUAGCCGCAAAGGUGGCAAUGCCACACUACAGCUCGACGACUACAAUGUACAAACGCUGAAUCCACAAGGACACCAAUCGACCGUUUUCAAUACUAUGUCCAGCAUCCAGGUGGGCGGAAAAUUUAGCCGUGGCGGUCGCACGCGUAUCGAACGCCCAUUUGCGGGUGUUAUUGCCGGUUUGUCGGUGAAUAAGCUACGCAUACUGGAUCUGGCGGUUGAACGUGACCCACACAUAACCAUACGAGGAGAUGUUCAAUUGGUAACUGGAGUAUUAGAUAGAAAUGAUCUGCAAAGAAUGCAGCAGACUCCGGCCAGCGGUUAUCCCGGUGCCAUAGAUGAUUUAAUAUUUUCGGGUGCCGGUUCGGGUUGUCGUGGCGAUGACGAAGAUGAGUGUACGCCACCAUUCGAAUCAGGCAGUGGCGAUGAUCUGAUAACGCCCGUUUAUGUACCGCCGACAAAGCAAACAACAGCAGCACAAAAUGUUAACACCGACAAGACAAAUGGCACUGAGCGCGCCUGCGAUGAUGAGGAUUGUCUGCAUGGAUCGGGCGAUUAUGGUGAAACCACUGAGCAGUUCACUUCAACAAGCACGGCAAAAGGAUCAGAGAGCAACAAUGAAAUCGUGUCGUCCACCACAGAUGGUACGAGCCGCCGCACUGAUACGUCCUCAACCACAGAACAGCAGCGUUCAAGUAGCACCAGUUCCAGUAGUGUUGUGACUCGAACCGAAAGUCAGACGUAUGCACCGCGUGAAACUACCGUCCCAUAUAGCGCUACUACGAACAUAGUUACCCAGCAGCGCCAGACAUCGACACCCACAUCCGUCUACACUACGUCUACGCAGCGAACAUCUACAACGACCUUGACCACAACAACUAGCCAAGCAACACCACCACCCGAAGUUCAUUCCACAGCUACCGAACACCCAACAACGCCAUACGAUAUAGUACAAGUAUUUAGCGGCGGAAAUGGUGGUGAACGGCAUCAUGGAGAGGACGAUGAUAAAUCAAAUAUGAUAUUCAAUGGCGAGCAUAUAUCUAUACCAGGAGAACGGCCAUCGCCACAUAUACCGCCGCCACAUGAGUCGCCGCCAUACUAUCAAAUGCCACCACAGCAACCGCCUUCGUAUGGGAAUAAUUAUCGCUCCAAGGGUAAAGGGGGACGCGUUAACUCCAUCGAGGAGGAGCGCACGGCUAUGAUAAUCGGUAUUGUAGCCGGUAUACUGAUAGCUGUUAUACUUGUCAUACUGCUGGUGCUGUGGCUCAAAUCGACCGGUGAUCGCAACUACAAGACGGAAGGAGAAAAGGCCGCCGCCUAUGGGCAUAAUCCCAAUGCGGCAUUGCUGGGCAAUAGCAGCACAAACGGUUCCUAUCAUCAGCAACGCCACCACGGGACACAUCAUCAGAAUUUAACAAAUGGGCAUAAUACAGGAGGCGGUGGAGGUGGCGGUGGCACUGGUGGUGGUGGUAGCGGUAGUGGCAGCAUGCUCGGCGCUUCUGGAGUCAGCGGAGGUGGUGGCGGCGGCACGGUCGGCUAUGGCUGCAUCAGCUCCGGCAUGGCCAGCACUGGGGCCGAUGGCCGUCCGCAAAUGGCCGGGCUGGUGCAACCCAAACCGAAAAAACGUGAUUCCAAGGACGUGAAAGAAUGGUAUGUGUAA